AGGAGCGGAUCCUUCUUUUCCCGCUGCUCCUGCACCCCUCUGGUCAGACUGCAAUGAGUGGACUGAGGUCUUCUGGGCUGCUGGGGCUGCUGCUCUUAACGUUCUCAGCAGGAUAUUGCAAAGAGAAAACUGACUCUGCAGAUUUGAAGGAUAGGCAAAGUCUCCUAAAUCUGAUCAUGGAGAUCAUUCAGGAACUGAAAAGGUAUCACCUGGAGAAGGACAGUGGGCUGCAGUACUUCUCCAAGCACGACUAUAACUUAGAUCGAAGAGAAGUGCCAGACUAUGGAGGAUACCAGGAUGAACAGAGAGUUGAAAUAGUUCCCAGAGAUCUGAGGAUGAAAGACAAGUUCUUAAAGCAUUUAACAGGUCCACUUUACUUUAGCCCAAAAUGCAGUAAACACUUUCAUCGACUUUAUCACAACACAAGGGACUGCACCAUCCCAGCAUACUAUAAAAGAUGUGCCAGGCUUCUUACUCGGUUGGCAGUAAGCCCAAUGUGCAUGGAAGGAUAAAGAUACUAUUACCAUGAAAAGAAACACCAAGAACCAAGAGAAGUGCCUUGGAAAUCAACAGGGAAAUAGAACUUAUUACCUUUAUAACAUAUUCCAUUGUGAACAAGAGAUUUAUUUUUGCAGAUUAAGAGACUACUUCCCAUAAUUCUUUCAACAUGUGUUUUGUAUGUUGUCAACAGUUUGCAGAUUGACAUUCUUUACAGUAGCAUAAAUGCCAGUAGUACUUAAUGCUCCAUACUUAAAAACACACUUUACAACUGAUGUGUAAUGCUGCCAAAAAUUAUGUAAACACAAAUAUUUCACUAAGAAAAUUGAUGUUCUAUUGCUUAAUUCUAGAAUUUUAAGGAAUGUUUGUUUGUAUAUUUAGAACAACUAAAGAUCUGCUCCACAGUAGUUGUGGUCACUUGAUAUCCUUCAUGCUUAUGCAAUUUUUUAAAAGUUUGGUUAAAACAGACUUGCAUUGGGGUCACAUUGUACCCUAGGAGUACAAACUGCAUGACAAAUAGCAACGUAAUUCCAAGUAGACAUAUUUUUUUGGACAGUGGAGCAUGGAUUUUGUACACAAACACAAGCUGCCAUUAACUUACUUUAUAUAAUUAAUGUAUAAAACAUUCCAGCAAACGUGCAAUAUGUAAAUACUGUAAAUAACAAGCAUAAGUAAUAAAGUGUUUGGUAUUAAGUUGUUCUCAGUUUACUUUCUAUUCAUUGAAUCCAGAUAAACAAGCUGUAUUCCAGGAGCUACAAUCGUAUACCCACACUCAAACCUCUUUCCAGCAGGAGUUCUCUAGUGAAGAAAGCAAGGUACCCCCACCUCAGAGAAGUCCAGUAACUGGGACACUCCAUGGAUUUGUGAGGACAGACAGACCCAUGUCUUCCAGUCCCACAAAAUGCCCAGACCACAAGGCUGUUCCGGUUCUCCACAGCAUUAUAAAUUUGAAUCUUUUUUCGUGACAAAUAGUUGUUUUGGAGUUUUCAUGAUGCUGCAGAGCAAUAUA
Messenger RNA from Dryobates pubescens (Downy woodpecker), 1507 nucleotides. RefSeq names its product ALK and LTK ligand 2 (gene ALKAL2). Gene Ontology annotation, molecular function: receptor signaling protein tyrosine kinase activator activity; receptor tyrosine kinase binding. NCBI's taxonomy places the organism in Eukaryota, Metazoa, Chordata, Aves, Piciformes, Picidae. Gene Ontology annotation, biological process: positive regulation of ERK5 cascade; positive regulation of ERK1 and ERK2 cascade. The transcript has 5 exons. The coding region runs from base 54 to 512 and encodes 152 amino acids. The record is from RefSeq and is a predicted model, not a curated record.